AGAAAUCGGAACGUUCGCUUCAGUCGUCUGCCAAGCGAAUUAGUCCAAGUUAUAUUACCAUUCCAAGAUGGGAGCUUUCCACGCAAGGAUCUGUGUCCUGGCGGCCUGCCUUCUGAUGGCGUCGCAGGCCAGCGGCUACUCGAUGGAGCAGAUGUGCGCCCAGUGGUCGGGCGAGGGAUACAUCGGCAAUCCGAGCAGCUGCCGCGCCUGGGGAUACUGCAGGGGCCAGCAGCUGAUCGCAUGGAACACCUGCCCGGACGACCUGAUCUUCAACGCGCAGACGGGAAGAUGCUCCGAUCCCGCGACGACGAUAUGCUCCACCAGUGCGACCCAGACCUGCGCAGCGGCCACCUCGCCCAUGUACGUGGCCAAUCCGCUCAACUGCACCGAGUACUGCUACUGCGACGGCCUGGGAGGCCUCUCCUACGGCGACUGCGGCGAGGGAGGUGUCUACCAGGCCAGCACCAAGAGCUGUGUGUGGGGACCUGCCUGCCCGCAGGACACCAUCUGCCGGUUCAUGCCGUCGAACAUCUUUGUCGGCGAUCCGGAAAACUGCGGUUCCUACUACAACUGCGUGAAUGGCUAUGGAACCUCCACAAAGUGCGCCGAUAACCUGUACUAUAAUGCCGCCAACGGCCUGUGCCAGUCGACCAAUCCCUGCAACAGCGAUAACAACAACGGAAACUCCGGCCAGUUCACGGUUGGGGAGACAAAUGAAAUAAUAUGCAAUAGUACAAACUUUAAAGAGGCACCCUUCAUCUAUAAAACCUCGACCACUACGGCAGAAUCCUAUAAGUACGUCUCCGACUUUACGACCUGCUAUGGCUACUACUACUGUCCAGAUGUGAAUGAGGUUGGAGUCUGGAACCAAUGUCCCACCGGAACACAAUUUGAUCCCAAAAAAGGCAAGUGCGUUUCGCCGGCCGCCUAUGCCUGUCCCUACAACCGGUGUGGCAACGUAGAGAGCACCUUUAUGGCCCAACUGAAUACCGAGUGCAAGAGCUACACCAUCUGCUCCAGCGGAUUGACCGGAUCUUGCCCCACCACCUCGCCGUACUACGACGAGGUCCACAAUUUGUGCACCUCCGGAAAGCUCGAUUACGCUAUUUGCAAAUCGGCCUAAGUGUUGGGCCUGGUUCAACAUCUGGUUAUUUACAAAUAACUGAAUUCCUUUCCGUGUUUUUCACUCUACUCCUGCUAGGACUGCGGGAAAGUAUUUACAACAAAUUAAUAAAAAAAACUCUCGACAUCGACCAA
Molecule: messenger RNA, 1257 nt
Organism: Drosophila biarmipes
Lineage: Eukaryota; Metazoa; Arthropoda; Insecta; Diptera; Drosophilidae
Product: peritrophin-44
Exons: 2
Coding region: 68-1123 (351 amino acids)
Cellular component (GO): extracellular region
Molecular function (GO): chitin binding
Source: RefSeq, a predicted model, not a curated record